Homo sapiens (human) is the source of this 11488-nucleotide messenger RNA. RefSeq names its product serine and arginine rich splicing factor 4 (gene SRSF4). Bases 9400 to 10821 code for a protein of 473 amino acids. Gene Ontology annotation, biological process: RNA splicing, via transesterification reactions; response to insulin; mRNA processing. Gene Ontology annotation, molecular function: nucleic acid binding; RNA binding; sequence-specific mRNA binding. The transcript is spliced from 7 exons. The record is from RefSeq and is a predicted model, not a curated record. NCBI's taxonomy places the organism in Eukaryota, Metazoa, Chordata, Mammalia, Primates, Hominidae. Gene Ontology annotation, cellular component: nuclear speck.
UUUUUUUUUUUUUUUUUUUUUUUUGAGACAGCGUCUGGCUCUGUCGCCCAGGCUGGAGUGCAGUGGCGCAAUCUCGGCUCACUGCAAGCUCCGCCUCCUGGGUUCACGCCAUUCUCCUGCCUCAGCCUCUCAAGUAGCUGGGACUACAGGAGCCCGCCACCGCUCCCGGCUAAUUUUUUGUAUUUUUAGUAGAGACGGGGUUUCACUGUGUUACCCAGGAUGGUCUCGAUCUCCUGACCUCAUGAUCCACCCGCCUCGGCCUCCCAAAGUGCUGGGAUUACAGGCGUGAGCCACCACGCCCGGCCGGAAAUUUUUUUUGAGAUGGAGUCUCUGUCUGUUGCCCAGGCUGGAAUGCAGUGGCACAAUCGUGGCUCACCUCCCAGGUACAAGCGAUUCUGCUGCCUCAGCCUCCCAAGUAGCUGGGAUUACAGGUGUGCACCACCACCCCCGGCUAAUUUUUGUAUUUUUUGUAGAAACGGGGUUUCACCACGUUGGCCAGCCUGGUUUUGAACUCCUGACCUCAAAGUGAUCUACCUCACAAAGUGCUGGGAUUACAGGCGUGAGCCACCACACCUGGCCUAUUAUAAUUUUUUUAUAUGGAGAAGGACCAAAAUAAUCCAAAGAUGUAACUCUUUGCAUUUUGGGUUUUUUAGUUUUACUUUUUUUCACAUACAGGUAUGGGCAUGUGCACGCACGCACUCUGUCUCUCUUCUUUUCUUUUUUUUUUUUUUAAUUAAAAAACCCACCGGCCAGUUGUGGUGGCUCACGCCUAUAAUCCCAACACUUUGGGAGGCCAAGGCUGGCAGAUCACAAGGUCAAGAGAUUGAGACCAUCCUGGCCAACAUGGUGAAACCCUGUCUCUACUAAAAAUACAAAAAUUAGCUGGGCAUGAUGGCGCACGCCUGUAGUCCCAGCUACUCAGGAGGCUGAGGCAGGAGAAUUGCUUGAACCCAGGAAGUGGAGGUUGCAAUGAGCCUAGAUCGGGCCACUGCACUCCAGCCUGGUGAUGGAGCAAGACUCCAUCAAAAAAAAAAAAAAAAAAACCUAUCUCCUGCACAGUCUCUCCCUUUUCUUAUGCCUCUCCUGACUCCUUUUUUUUUUCCAAACUUGGAAUCAUACUAUAAGUUAUUUUAUAAUUUGCUUGUUUCACCCUAACAGCCUGAUCCUUUUCCUUUGUCAUUAAGUAUUCUCCUACAACCUGGUUUCUAAUGGCUACAUAGUACUCCAACAUACAUAUGUUAUUUAAUGGACAUAAUCAGAACCAUGUUGCAAGGCAUUUAGGUUAUCUUUAUUUUUGUACUAUUUUAUGCAUGUAUAAUACUGUUGAAUAUCCUUUAUAUGAAUUUUUGUAUACAUUUCUUUUUGCCUUAGGGCAGAUUCCUGCAAGUAGACUUUGGGAGUCAAAGCAUAUACACAUUUUAAUGCUUUUGCUAGCUAUUCCAUUACUCGGUAAAUUAAUAUUUACGUUUCCACCUGCGGUGUUUAAGAGCUCCUAUUUUUUUUUUUCUUUUUUCUUUUUUUUUUUGAGAUGGGGUCUCAAUCUGUCUCCCAGGCUGCAGUGCAGUGCAGUGGCAUGAUCUCAGCUCACUGCAACCUCUGCCUCCCGGGUUCAAGCAGUUCUCCUGCCUCAGCCUCCCAAGUAGCUGGGAUUACAGGCGCCUGCCACCACACCCCGCUAAUUUUUGUAUUUUUAGUAGAGACACAGUUUCACCUUGUUGGCCAGGCUGUUCUCAAACUCCUGACCUCAGGUGAUCCGCCCACCUCAUCCUCCCAAAGUGCUGGGAUUACAGGCGUGAGCCACCGCACCCACCAAGAGUUCCUACUUUUCUGAACAGUGCCCUUUAUUAUAAUUUUUUAAACUAAUUUUUUCUAAUUAAAAUGUUUAGAAUUAUAUAUGAGGAAAUCAUUUGGCAGCCUUUAAGGCUUGUCUAUUUAGCCUAUCAAGCAUAACAAAUUCAAGAACUUUUUGGACCAGGUGCGGUGGCUCACACCUGUAAUCCCAGCACUUUUGGGAAGCUGAGGUGGGCGGAUCACUUGAGGUCAGGAGUUUGAGACCAGCCUGGCCAGCAUGGUGAAACCCCGUCUGUACUAAAAAGACAAAAAUUAGCUGGGUAUGGUGGCACUUGCUGUAAUCCCAGCUACUUAGGAGGCUGAGGCAGGAGAAUCGCUAGAACCCGGGAGCCGAGAUUGCACCAUUGCACUCCAGCCUGGGCAACAGAGUGAGACUCCAUCUCAAAAAAAAAAAAAAAAAAGAAAAAAAAAAAACAACUUUUUAGGCCAGGCGUGGUGGCUCACACCUGUAAUCCCAGCACUUUGGGAGGCCGAGGCGGGCGGAUCACGAGGUCAGGAGAUCGAGACCAUCCUGGCUAACAUGGUGAAACCCUAUCUCUACUAAAAAAAAAAUACAAAAAAAAUUAGCCGGGCCUGUUGGCCUGCGCCUGUAGUCCCAGCUACUUGGGAGGUUGAAGUAGGAGAAUGGCGUGAACCCGGGAGGCUGAGCUUGCAGUGAGCCGAGAUCGCACCACUGCACUCCAGCCUGGAUGACAGAGCAAGACUCUGUCUCAAAAAAAAAAAAAAAAAAAAAAAAAGCCUUUUUGACUCAUUAGAGAAUAAAUGUAGGUUAAUUGUAGAUCAUUUAGAUAUUAUGAAAGCAUAAAGUGAAAAGUAUCAUUAAGCAUCCUUUUAAGAUGGGUGAGGUUUUACGUGCAAUUUUGUGUCACGCUUUUUUUACUUAAUUUAUCUCAUGUAUUUUCUAUUACAUUAAAAUCUUCCUUAUUAAUGGCUUCAUAAAAUCCAUUGUAUGGCAAUAUUAUGACUUACCCAACCAUUCCUCUUAUAUUGUCUACCUUUUUUUUGGUCUCCUAAUUCUUGCUGUUAUAAGUAACCCUGUGAUGGGUAUUAUGUGCAUAAAACUUUGUUUGCAUUUUUAUUAUCCCUGAGUACAUAUGGAUUCCAUGAAAUAAAAUUCAUGUGUCACAGCAGGAGUGAACAUAUUCAAGUAUCUCAGUGCAUAUAACCAAAUAACUUUCCAGAAAAGCUACACCAGUUACACUUAACACCCGCAGUGUAUGAGCAUGCCCGUGUGAUGGGCACUUCAACAGCAUGGAGUACCCCUGUUGUGUUUGCUGGCCAGGCGUGGUGGCUCACGUCUGUAAUUCCAGCACUUUAGGAGGCCAAGGCGGGCGGAUCACCUGAGGUCAGAAGUUCGAGACCAGCCUGACCAACAUGAUGAGACCCUGUCUCUACUGAAAUUACAAAAAUUAGCUGGGCAUGGUGGUAGGCUCCUGCAAUCCUAGCUACUCGGGAGGCUGAGGCAGGAGAACCGCUUGAACCCGGGAGGCGGAAGUUGCAGUGUGAGAUCACACCAUUCCACUCCAGCUUGGGUGACAGAGUGAGACUCUGUCUCAAAAAUAAAAAAUAAAAAUAAAAGAUGCUAAUUUACCAAGUGAAAAAUAAUCAGGAAGUUUUUCUUGAAUGAAUAAUAAAUAGAGAUAGGACUAUGAAUUAAGUAGCAUUCUGUCAUUGUUUUAUUAGUAAUAUAACUAUUACAAAUGUGAUCAAAUUUUUUUUUAUUAAAAGUCACUUUUUAAAGUCAACUUACCCCCCAAAAAAGUGUAUUAUUUUUUUCCCCCAAUAUAUGGGGAAUUUAAUUUUUUUCUGUCAUUUUGAAAAAUCAAUGCCAAGAGAUAAUACCAUAUUGAGAUUUUUGACCAAAUGUUAACAGCGUAAAUUGCCCUGGUUCAAGACCUCCACUCCUUGGUUCUUGGUCCCUUCAGUUUGUGGUAUGAAUAAACAUCAUUUGUAAUUAUUUGACUAAGUCAUUUAAAAUCCCUGUUCUUCAGUUUAAUAUACUGUUUUGCUCCUCCUUUCUCAUUGAGGUACUGUAUGAAUUUAAGGGCCAUACGAAGUAUUUGUCCCUUCUUAAAAGAUAGGCACAGGAUAUAGACUCGGUAAUAAAAUGUGGUUUGGGUUUCUAGUAUUUUUUUAUGCUUCCAGGUACCCAGAACCGCAAAUUUUACUUUGAGCUCCUCAGAAGAAAGGUGCUCCAGGCAUCUGAGAGAAUACCGUUGGGGUGAUACUUACAAAUUUGUAAGCUAACACUGAAAUCUUAAAACUUCCGAAAAUAUUAAUGCAUUUGUAUGACUUAUUUUUCAACUGAGUAUGUCAAAGUACUUUAUGAACAAGUGUUGUCCCUAGUUUGUACUGAUGGGGAAACUGAGGCAUGGGGUGAUAAGGUGACUGGCCCAAGGUUACAAAAUGAGUUAUUGACAACUCCGGAAAUAGAAGAUUUUUUAAAUUCCCAUACUAGAUACAUGUGGGCAUUGACAUUCAAAGCUUCCCUCAUGCUAUUUCCUUUAGUCCUGUCCUUUGGGGAUUGCCUCUGAGGGUGAGAGGGUAGUUCAGGUUUCCGGGCUUGUUCAGCCUUUAGUCUCUGUAGAGGCUUCCAGCAAGCUGACAAGUUACUGCCAAAAGUGAGACAGAUGGUAUUUUUUAUGAUGUUGUCCUUAGUUGGAGACUGCUAGUGAUUCUCCUCCUCAGGCUACUCUUUGAAAAGCUGUAAGGUGGUAUCAGCUUUAUCGUGGUUGGCUGAGGAAGGAUUUGUACAAGUAAAUGUUCUCUGCCUUAUUGUCAUUCCUAGGGCCGUCUGGUCUUAUAGUACCCUGAAGGUGAGGGAUUAGAUUAUGCUCUGAAUUUGUAUGCCCAUAGUUUGAGGAAAUGUUUUACUUGAGUUUUCUGUGUGUUGAGAUGAAAGUCUCCCAGGCUAAAGAUUUCUGAACUGCACGCAAUGUCUGAAGAAGCGCUUGAAAGGCACUUUAUUUCUCCCAGGUCCCCAACCAUGGGUUUAGGUUUUUAUGCCAGAAAGGGGACCUUCAUGAACAAAGACCCCCAAGACCUAGAGAGAAGAGGAAGUCUGAAAGAGGGAGGUUUGAAUUCAGCCUUCAGGAAUGAAGAGGGCAGACAGAGCAGGAGGCUCAGGCAAGGGAGUCAGGAACCACAGACCAGAAACAUGGACUUGGAAAGGUUUUCAUGUAAUUGAAAUGAAGCUAUUGAUCCAUCCAUUUUAAAAGAAUUUGAAAAAUUCAUUAAAAUACUUAAUUAGUGGCAUCCACUAAUUAAUAAAAGCAUAGGGAGUGGCAUCUUUAACCAAAAAUGAAAAUGAAGAAACAGACUCCAGCCCAGGGACCAGGGGCGAUUAUGAGGGACAUGGUGCCUCAUACAGCCAAGAUGAUCCAAGAGGCAUCAUCUUUAAUGAAGCUUUAACACCUGGCAGCCUGCUCAUUGUGUUGUUUAAGAGGUAAGUAUGAACUGGUUUUGUUUGUAGCUUUUGUGUGGAAUCAGGUAGUGCUGUCUGCAGAGUGUAAACCUUUAUUUCUUUAAGUAGGAAUAACAGAUAAAGUAAUUCUAUAUUAAAUCCCAAGAGUUUUAUUCUAAAUUGGUAAUGUGACUUUCAUCUCUCGAGUUUUUUCAAAUCGUUUUUAAUUUGUGGUUGAGUCUUCACGAACUUCUUGUCAUCAGGCAAUAGUUGAUUCCCCUUUUUUGAAAGCUUUCAAUUUCAUUUAUCCUUAGUGUUGAAAAGUGUCAGAAAAUUGAAAUGGACACAGAUGAUUGUAUCUGCCCUCCCUUUCAGGAAAGCCAUGUUGACUUUAAAAUAUCAAAAAAGAAAGUUCAGUUAUGAUUGCAGGGGGUAAUGAUAGUUUGAUCCACAAACUAUUUGCAGUGUAAAAGUGAAAUACCUUAGCUGACUUAGUUCAUUUUUGAAAGUUUUGAAUAGCUAAAACAAAGUUGGCAAAUAGGCUCAUAGAGUAGUUACAGAGUAAGACUAAAUUCAUAUUUGAUGCAGAUUCCUCUCUACCUCCCAUUCUGGGAGGAUUUAGUUUUACUGUUUGGUGUUUAGGAUAAUGAUUGUUCUGUUUUUCUCACCCUACUAUGUGAAUAUAUAUUCUGUUAGAGAUGGGCUGUUAUCUGCAAUGUGGACUCAAUACCAUGGGCUUGAGUUUGGUUAGUUCAUCAUUAGAGAUUUUUUUUCAGCAGUUGGUUUACUUUAUGAGAAAGGAUCAUGAGUUUAAUUUUCCCACUGAUAUAUUUGUGUUCUCAUUGCUGAGAUAUAAGUUUCUUAAUGAUUUGUUACCUUUUUCUAUUUUCCUAGACUAGUAUUAAAAUUUUGAUGGCAUAUGGGUUUGGUUCCACUUGUAGAGAAUAAAUGUUCACAACUUACUGGUAUUAGCACACACACAUCACAUGCAGAAAUGGUGUUUUCUUGCCACUUACUCUUUCUCAUAAGAUGCUUAUAUUCCUGUGGGCAUUUGUCUUCCACACUACAGCACAUAAUUUGAUGAAACUGAUUUUCUGUGCAAGAGCUUGUGUUUCUCCAACUCUGGUUUUAUGGACCACUUUUCAUUGGUAUAUAGGAGGCGGUUAAAACGUGGUGGUAGAAUGCAGGUUUUAGGUUAGCUGGGUGUGAAGAAUCCCAGGUCUUUGGGAUAGUCUUGGCAAGUUACUCAACUCCUCUAAGUUAGUUUCUUGAUCUGUCAGAUGACAGUAAACCUCAGAGUUGUGAAAAUUAAAUGGAUAUAAUGUGUGUAAAGCACUUAGCAUAAUGCUUUAUACAUCGUAAAACUUUCAAAAAUAGGAGUAGUAAUUAUUACAAAGAAAUGUGAAGAAGAGUCCUAGUGGGCUGCAUGUUAAAAAUAGUUUUUAGUUAAUGAAAAUUAAAUCACAUCUUAGAUGUUUAUCAUCUGCAUGGUACUUUUCUGGUUGCUGCUUUAACCUUUGUAUAGUUGAAAGUCUGUAAACUUUCUAGUAUUCUUUGAUUUCUGGCCCAUUUCCCUCCUACCAUUCACGCUUAUAUUUUUUGGUUCAAGUCACCAUUCCUUGCAAAACUAAUUAAAUACAUUCCUAAAUACAUAAUAUUGCCAAUAUUCAUUCACAUCCACCACGUCUAGAUCCAAGUCUUCAUCUUCUUUAUGCUGGUCUAAUUUUUGCUGAGCCUUAGAAGCAAAGACAGACUCCGGGGGUUGAUAUGGGACCUCCAGAAUGGGGAUUGCACAGAAUAAUCUUAUUUUUCCUCUAUUCUUCUAGUCUGUUAUGUUCUGAACCCACACAUGUUUUCGGAAGGACCAGAUGGCUGACACUGGCUAAUGGGAACCAAAAGACGAGUGAAAGUAACCUGGUUGUCACAUACCCCCAGCUUAGAGGUGCUUCACCCUGCCCCAAGGUCAAUUUCUUUUUUCUCUAGAGACUUUACCCCAUUAUAUCAAAAACCUUUACUACAGCCUGACUUUAUCUGAUGUUAGAGUAUCAUUAAGUCAAGCAGCAGCAUUUAUUGAGUGAAAAAAGAUUGUACACAGGACUGGAAGAGAAGCAUCUGCCUUUAAAAUACAGUAGAAGGCCGGGCAUGGUGGCUCAUGCCUGUAAUUCUAGCACUUUGGGAGGCCAAGGCAGGUGGAUUGCCUGAGCUCAGGAGUUCGAGACCACCCUGGGCAACAUGGUGAAACCCUGUCUCUCCUAAAAAAAAAAAAAAAAAAAUUACAAAAAAUUUGCCGGGCAUGGUGGUGCACACCUGUAGUCCCAGCCACUCUAAAGGCUGAGGUACAAGAAUUGCUUGAGCCCAGGGUCAGAGGUUGCAGUGAGUGGAGAUCGCGCCGCUGCGCUGCAGCCUGCGCGACAGAGCGAGACUAUGUUUUUUUUAAAAAAAAAAAAAAAAAGGAAUUAGAACCUUGUGGUUUAGAGCUGGGAUUUUUAGAGUCAUGGGUCUGGGUUCAAAUCUAGCUCCUUCACUCAUGAGCUCCUUGAAAAUGAGCAAGUUGCUUACUCCAAGCCUCAGUUUCUCAUUGUAAAAUGAGAAGAAUAAUAAUACAUUCUUCACAUUUGAUAUACAAAUGGAUGAAAUAUUAUGGAUAAAUUAUUUACUGUGCCAGGCACUGUGCUAAAUAGCCAACAGAUAUUAGCCUUCGUUUUUCUUAGUGAAGAGCUCAUAAUCAAAAGAGAAGGUAAGCACAAAGACAAAAACAAGACUUAAAAAGCUACAGAAACAUGACUGGGCACAGUGGCUCACGCCUGUAAUCCCAGCACUUUGGGAGGCUGAGGCGGCCAUAUCACAAGGUCAGGAGUUUGAGACAAGCCUGACCAACAUGGUGAAACCCCGUCUCCACUAAAAAUAUAAAAAUUAGCUGGGCGUGGUGGCGUGUGCCUGUAAUUCCAGCUAUUCAAGAGGCUGAGGCAGGAGAACUGCUUGAACCUGGGAGGUGGAGGCUGCAGUGAGCCAAGAUUGUGCCUUUGCACUCCAGCCUGGGCAACAGAGCGAGACUCCAUCUCAAAAAAACAAAAACAAAAAGCGUAAAAUUGAAUAGAAGUGCUAAAGCUAAAGAAAGUCCUAAAAUAAUUGGAAUAGGCAAGUUUCUGAGGCUUCAUGAAAGAGGUAAUUCUCAAGCAUAUGGAAGAAGAUUGAUAUAAUUCAACUUGUGUAGUCAAGGUGUUCCAGGUUUAGAGAGUGACAUAAAGAUACUUAGGAGUCGUUAUAGACUUCUAAACAAAAAAAUGAUUUAGUAGCUGACUUUUCCUGACACAAUGCAAAAGACAAGUUGACUAAGUAAAAAUAGCUCUAGCCUAGAAUUACAUAAAUUAAUCCAAAUGGUAGAGACAGCCCUGAAGGCCCAGCAAAUGAGAAAACUGCAGAACUUGGCAGUAGACCCAGUGGGUAACCAAUAAGAUAUAGUCAGAAGUGAUUACAAAGGUGUUGGGAGCAAAUUAGAUGGUCAAGGGAUCCGGAAGAGAGAAAUCAUGAGGUAGGUUUUCUUCUUUGAAGGUGGGGAAAGAUCAAGUGCAGACUGAGCUGUGGCCAACGUUUGCAGACCAGGAAUCCACACUAGCUCUAAUCAGAGAGCCCUUGGUGUGCGGGAACUGCCAGUUUGCCGACGUGAAAAGAGUCCCAGACUGGGUAAUGGUGAGCCCUGAAGUCGCACCCCAGCUCUGCCACUCAGUGAGCACGGCAACAUCCCUAAUCCUGACCAGCCAUGGAGAGGUUCGGUUCUUACAAGGAAAAUGAGUGAAUGUGGGAAUGGCUCACCACAUUGUGAAAACAAAACUCACAUCCUGCUGAUGGUUGGCUGAGGACUGUCAUGUCCACAUACAAAGAAAAGCAUGUGGCACAGUUUUAGGACAAAGUUGCCACCAACUACUUGGGAAACAAAAGAAGUGUCCUGUGUAUGUAGCCAGCCUCCUCCUAGAAAGAUAGGAGUCUACUUUGAGAAGUCUCCCUACCUCUUUCAGUGCCUGUUGGCACAAAGCAAAGUGGUUUCACCUGAAGAGAAGACAAAGUUGAUCCUUAGUUUGCAAAAUCCACCUAACCUUUGCUAAGCAUGAACCUCAUUGCUUUCUCUUUAAUGUUAGUGAAGCUGGAUGUCAAAAUGGUACCAACCAGUAUUUUCUUUGCUCUCUUCUAGAUAUGGUUUUGUGGAGUUUGAUGAUCUGCGUGAUGCAGAUGAUGCUGUUUAUGAACUGAAUGGCAAAGACCUUUGUGGUGAGCGAGUAAUUGUUGAGCAUGCCCGCGGCCCACGGCGAGAUGGCAGUUACGGUUCUGGACGCAGUGGAUAUGGUUAUAGAAGAAGUGGCCGAGAUAAAUAUGGCCCUCCUACUCGCACAGAGUACAGACUUAUUGUGGAGAAUUUGUCAAGUCGGUGCAGCUGGCAAGACCUAAAGGAUUAUAUGCGUCAGGCAGGAGAAGUGACUUAUGCAGAUGCUCACAAGGGACGCAAAAAUGAAGGGGUGAUUGAAUUUGUAUCUUAUUCUGAUAUGAAAAGAGCUUUGGAAAAGUUGGAUGGAACUGAAGUCAAUGGGAGAAAAAUCAGAUUAGUUGAAGACAAGCCAGGUUCCAGACGACGCCGGUCCUACUCCAGAAGCCGGAGUCAUUCAAGGUCUCGCUCUCGAAGCAGACAUUCCCGUAAGAGCAGAAGCCGAAGUGGCAGCAGCAAAAGCAGUCAUUCUAAGAGUAGAUCUCGGUCCAGGUCGGGCUCCCGCUCCCGGAGCAAGAGCCGGAGCCGGAGCCAGAGUCGGAGCCGGAGCAAGAAAGAGAAAAGCAGGAGCCCCAGCAAGGAAAAGAGCCGCAGCCGCAGCCAUAGCGCUGGCAAGAGCCGCAGCAAGAGCAAAGACCAAGCUGAAGAGAAGAUCCAAAACAAUGACAAUGUCGGGAAACCCAAGAGCCGGAGUCCUAGCAGGCAUAAAAGUAAGAGCAAAAGUCGGAGCAGGAGUCAGGAGAGGAGAGUGGAGGAGGAGAAGCGAGGGAGUGUGAGCAGGGGCAGGAGCCAGGAGAAGAGCCUCCGCCAGAGUCGGAGCCGGAGCAGGAGCAAAGGGGGCAGCAGGAGCCGGAGCAGGAGCCGCAGCAAGAGCAAGGACAAGAGGAAGGGCAGGAAGAGAAGCAGAGAGGAGAGCCGCAGUCGCAGUCGCAGCCGCAGCAAGAGUGAGAGGAGCAGAAAGCGAGGCAGCAAGCGAGACAGCAAGGCGGGCAGCAGCAAGAAGAAGAAGAAGGAAGACACUGACCGCUCCCAGUCCAGAUCUCCAUCCCGCUCCGUGUCAAAGGAGCGGGAACAUGCCAAGUCUGAAUCCAGCCAGAGGGAAGGUCGAGGAGAGAGUGAGAAUGCUGGCACCAAUCAGGAGACCCGGUCCAGGUCGAGAUCCAAUUCCAAAUCGAAACCAAACCUUCCAUCAGAAUCACGCUCCAGAUCAAAGUCAGCUUCAAAAACCCGAUCUCGGUCCAAGUCUAGAUCCAGGUCUGCUUCCAGAUCGCCCUCCCGAUCUAGAUCUAGGUCCCACUCAAGGUCCUAACUGGCUAUGGCCACAGCUGGAACUACCCGAGAAGUCUUUUGUACAUGUUUGGUAGCCGUAGCACAAGUGAUUGGAGUAGAACAUGUCACUGCUGUACAUUUUUAACUCCCCUAAUGGUGUGUCUAUAAUUGUUAAAUCUAAGUGCUUCCUCUCAGUAAAGCCUCCUGGCACCAGGCCUUCCUGCUCGACUGAAAAAAAUUUUCUCUUUGAAAAUCCCCUUUUACUCAUGGCCCACAGUAGAAUAUCCAAAACGCCUUGGCUUUCAGGCCUGGCCUUUCCUACAGGGAGCUCAGUAACCUGGACGGCUCUAAGGCUGGAAUGACCACAUAGGUAGGUAUGGUGAGUUCAACCAUUUUUGCUCUUGAAUUGAUGCCCUUCGAUGUAUGCCAUUUAGUGAAAGUGCUAAGUCUUAAGUUUCCUACCACUUUGGUUUCAUAUUUUUGGACUUAACAAAGUUGUGAAUAGCACAGUCGAGGAAAAUUGAUACCUGCAGUAACCCAUAGGAAAUAAACUGUAGAGUUCCAUAUUCUGGUAUUGUGAUUAUAUUGUUUUAUAUUAAAAAAGAAAAGAAAAGAAUUUUUUUUAAUUUUAUUUUUCCCCGUCUUGCAAAGUAUAGUGACCCCUGUUUCCAUUAAAUUUGAAUAAAGACUAUUUUUGCUUGACAAAA